UCCCAGUCAUUACAAACCCAAUUGCUGCAUCUUUUUAGGAAGCUCCACGCUUUCUCUCUCUCUCUCUCUCUCUCUCUCUCGCACGCUCAAAGGUCGCAUGGUGUCAGGGACGCGCCUCGUCACGGGAACGUCCCGGAGCGCGUUCACGAGGUGCAAGGUCGCGCUUUAAAAACAGUGGAGCGUAUCAAACAGCGUGUGCGAGGCAAGAGGGCAACCUAAUGAUCUCCAUUGGGAUACCGCGACCAGUCAAUGAUCUUUUUUUUUUGCAUUGGAAUAAACUGACAGAGCAGAAGUGAUCUGUAUGAUCGCGGCACAGGAGCGCGCAGUAUGGUUCGGGAAACCAGACAUUUAUGGGUGGGAAAUUUACCCGAAAAUGUGCGAGAGGAGAAGAUCAUUGAGCACUUUAAGCGAUAUGGACGUGUAGAGAGUGUCAAAGUCCUGCCUAAACGGGGUUCAGAGGGCGGAGUCGCAGCCUUUGUGGAUUUUGUGGACAUUAAAAGUGCUCAGAAGGCUCACAAUGCGGUCAACAAGAUGGGCGACAGAGACCUGCGCACUGAUUAUAACGAACCGGGCACCAUUCCUAGUGCCGCGAGGGGGCUGGACGAUAGUCUGUCCUUAGGUUCUCGCGGCCGUGAUGUAUCAGGGUUCACACGGGCGGCAGGGGGGGCUGUGUAUGGCCCCCCCACGUCGCUCCACAGCAGAGAUGGACGCUAUGAACGGAGACUAGACGGGACUGCUGAAGGUCGAGAGCGGGCGUAUGACCACAGCACGUAUGGUCAUCACGAGCGUGCGGGAAGCAGUUUCGAACGUCAACGACAUUAUGACACGGACUACUACACGAGAGAAAGGACUCUCAGCUCGUCUGGGACUGGGUCUGGCACCUCCCUGGGAAACAGUACUACCCUGUCCACCGGAGUCGGGGGCAUUGUUAACGCCAUCGCUGGCAACACCGGAGCAACUGGAGCGGCGGGGUCCGCCACAGGAGGAAACGGUGGCUCUACGUCCAGCGGAGUCAGCUUCUACCGCUCCCACAGCAGGAGUCCGUGUCGCUUUGAGACACCGGAGCCUCGGUAUGAGUCUCGAACCAGGGAGGCCUUCACUUUGGCCAGUGUGGUUCACAGGGACCUUUACAGAGAGGACCGGGGUCGGCGCGGCGAGCGCUCGUAUCGACACAGUCGCAGCCGUUCUCCGCACUCGACACACUCGCGAAACCCUUCUCCUCAGAGACUGGCAGGUCAGGCGACCAGACCUCCGUGCUCCCACAGCAGAUCGGGCUCUCGCAGCCGAGCCUCCAGUUCAGACUCGGUCAGCAGCACCAGCAGCAGCACCAGUGGCAGUGAUUCCAGCAGCAGUUCAAGCGAUGAGUCUCCGGCACGCUCAGUACAGUCAGCCGCUAUUCCAGCGCCAUCAGCACUUCCUUUAUCAUCUCUUGACAAGGAGGAACCACGUAAAAGCUUCGGCAUCAAGGUCCAAAAUCUUCCUGUGCGCUCUACAGAUACAAGUCUAAAGGAUGGCUUGUUUCACGAGUUUAAAAAGCACGGAAAGGUGACAUCUGUACAAAUUCACGGCGCUUCGGAGGAGCGCUACGGACUCGUCUUUUUCCGCCAGCAAGAAGACCAAGAAAAAGCUCUCGGAGCAUCAAAGGGAAAGCUUUUUUUUGGAAUGCAAAUUGAUGUCACUGCCUGGAACGGUCCAGAGACUGAAAGCGAGAACGAGUUCCGGCCCUUGGAUGAAAGGAUAGAUGAGUUUCAUCCAAAGGCCACACGGACAUUAUUCAUUGGGAAUUUGGAGAAAACCACCACGUACCAUGACCUGCUCAACAUUUUUCAGCGCUUUGGAGAAAUUGUGGAUAUCGACAUUAAGAAAGUGAAUGGAGCCCCACAAUAUGCCUUUCUACAAUACUGUGACAUUGCAAGUGUCUGCAAAGCCAUAAAGAAGAUGGAUGGAGAGUACCUUGGAAACAAUAGACUUAAGCUGGGCUUUGGAAAGAGUAUGCCGACAACUUGUGUCUGGCUUGAUGGAUUAGCAUCAAACACGACCGAGCAGUUUCUUACCCGUCAUUUCUGCCGCUAUGGACAUGUUGUCAAGGUUGUGUUUGAUCGUAUGAAAGGAAUGGCCCUCAUCCUGUAUAACAACAUUGAAUAUGCUCAAGCUGCUGUAAAAGACACAAAGGGAUGGAAGAUAGGAGGCACUAAAAUAAAAGUGGACUUUGCAAACCAGGAGAGUCAGAUGGCUUUCUACCGUUCAAUGCAAGCAUCUGGUCAAGACAUUAGAGAUUUUUAUGAUAUUCUUUCUGAAAGAAGGGAUGAUCGACGCUCUCAGUAUGAGUUUCAAACAGAAAGACAAUAUUAUGAAAAUGUCCGCACACCGGGGACUUAUGCUGAAGAUCCUCGGCGUAAAUACACAACCAGAAGUCGGGAGUUCUACACCGAAUGGGAUCCAUAUCAAGGAGAUUACUACGAUCCACAAUACUAUGAAGACACCAGGGAAUAUCGGGAAUAUAGAGCCGAUCCUUAUGAGCAAGAUAUUCGUAAAUACAGUUAUUUGCAACGGGAACGUGAGAGGGAGAGAGAGCGCUUUGAGACGGAUCGUGGUCAUGACCACGGGAGAAGAACCGUUGAACGGAGCCAAAGCCCAACGCUUGUUACUUCUCGUCGUCCCGCGAGCCCCACAGUAUCACCUUCCCUCUCUGAAAGGAUACCAAAUGAAUCGGACCGCCAAAUAUGUUGUCGAUCUUCCGAAAGAAGUGGUAGCUGCAGUUCAGUCUCCCCGCCCAGAUUUGAAAAACUUGAAAAGUUGCGCCCGGAACGUUACACUAAGACUGAGAAAUUUGAAAAGGAUCGUGUGUUUGAAGUUGAAAUGGUGAACAUUGUGGAAAAGGAGAAGCGGACUGGACGGAAAGAUCGAGGGGACAAGGACAAAAGUGAAAGACAGCGACUUAAAAAGCUCAAAAUUACUUCACCAAUCAUUCAAACAUGUGAUACGGAGCCUGAACUUGAUAGACACACAAACCCUGACUUGACCCAGUCUUCUGUUCAAAGUAAAAAUAGUAAAAUUCCGAAAGAUGGCUCAAUUAAAGCCAAGUUAGAUCUUCUGCCUUGUGUGGUGCAACUAACGCGUGUGAAGGAAAAAGAAGUCAAACUGGUUAGUCAUGAAAAACAAGUAUUGAGGGGCGGGAGUGACAGUCCUAGACUGGCAUCACCUUCAGCUGACCAAAGAAGCCCUCUUUUUCGCACAGAGUCUUCAAAAGGGGAUAUCACUAAGCAAGCAAAGACAACAAGAGAUAAAAGCAUGCACAGUUUAGUGGAACAUAUUGAUAUGGAUGUGAAAAUAAAGUCUAAAAAACAUGGAAAAUCGGAAAUUAGUUUUGACAGUGGCAUUUCUAUGGAUUUUGAUCGUUUAGCUGCAAGAAAAAGGCGGUUUGAAGACUCGGGCAAAAAUGAUCGACAGAAGAGAAUUAGUGAGGAUGACCUUGGUACAUCUAUACUUCAUAAGCCUUGGAAUAAUAAAGACCCAGAGUUCGAUAAGAAUGUUUUCAUAAAAAAGAUGCUUAAAAAGGAGCAUAACAGGGAUAAAUCUGUGCGGAUAUUUUCAAUUAACAGUCCUAAUGAGGGACAAGAUUGUGAAAACAACUCCUUAAGCCGUUCUAUUCAGCCAAAGUCCCAGCAAGCAGCACUCUCCAAUGAACUUUCAGGGCGAUUACACUAUCCCUACUUAAAAAUGGAAUUAUUGGGCUCAAAAAGUGAAAAUAGCUCCAGUCUCGCAAAGACAUCGAGUUAUGGCACCCUUGAUUUGGAUGACGAGAGAGAGGUUAUGUGUGAAAAGGAACAAAGUGGAAAGCAUUGCAGAGAAUCCGAAGAUGAGGAACAGUUGGCGCACAUUGGUCAGACUAAUACUUUCACAAAACAUACAGAGCAGAACCGAUGGCUGCAUGCCAAGCUGUGUGAUCUGGACAAGCGUGACGUGAAGUAUGACACUUCAUCGAGCAAUGAAGCUCAAGAUUUUGGGACUGAUUAUCUCAAACAUGAUAUGAAAAAAUCAAACCAGGACAUAAACAAUGACGACUUCUCUCUGUGUAAAAGAAAAAGAAAUGAGACUUUUGACUCGGAAAUAGUUACUUCAAAAAUAGAGCGACACUUUGGAACGUCCCAAAAGUUGGAUGAGGAGAUUUUAGAGCGUCUAACAUCCACAGCAGUUGCUAUUUCGUUAAAGAGGGAAGAUGAAACUAUCCAGAUUUCUGCAUCAGUCAUAAACAAAGAUAGAAAGUCUCCUAUAAUAAAAGAAGAUAUGUCAAACACACAGUCAUUGAAAAAUAGUUUGGGCCUGACAACUAGACAUUUUCAGACAUCUGGAACUGAGCAACCAAAGCUAAAGACCUCAUUUCUUGGCUGCAGUGGGGACUCGGUGAACCAUUGGGUAGGAAAGGUUUCGUCCGAUUCUCCAAAAAUGGAAAUGACUUUCCCAAGUGAGCUUAGAAAACAUGAAACCAUUGGUAAAUGCCUUGGUCAGGAUUUAGAACCAGGAGAAGUACAGUCUGAUUCAGAUGAUGAUGGUGAUAGAAAACGCAUAUCUCCCAAGUCCAGUCGUUCCUUGUCUUAUAUCCUCAGGGAGCGUGAUGAAAGGAUGACGGAGAUGAAACUUUCUGGUUCAUUAGAAAAGAAUAAAUUUUACUCCUUUGCAUUAGAUAAAACCAUAACCCCUGAUACAAAAGCACUCCUUGAAAGAGCAAAGACACUUUACUCUGCACGAGAAGACAACUGGUCCUUUCUCCCAUCACGCUUUCCAACCACGCACAGCUACUCGGAUAAAAAUAAGGUAGAGUUAGCACCCCGUCCAAUUCCUUCUUGGUAUAUGAAAAAGAAGAAAACCCGUGCAAAUUCUGAUGAAAACCUACAUGACAAAAAAGAGGAACUUAAGCCUCACGACCAAGAACGUCAGGAAUUGUUUGCCUCCCGCUUCCUUCAUAGCUCGAUCUUUGAACAGGAUUCUCGUCGUUUGCAGCACCUUGAGCGUAAAGAGCAACAUUCAGAAACUGGAGUUGAAAAGAAUUGUACAAAUCCAGUGGUUCCUGAUGUACAGACUGAAUCUGAAGAUGGUGAUGUUCCACGAGAGCCCAUAGUACUAUUCCGCAGUCGGUUUUUGGAGCUUCAACAGCAAAGAGACAAGGGCCAUUGUCCACCUGAACAUGAGAAUAAUUCAGUUGGGGCGGAUAUUAAACAGAAUGUUGUGCCAGGUUGUGAUGAUUUGCUCUCUGAUGAGAAGACUACUAAUACAGAAUCGAAGGUUGAUGAAAAAUCACUUAGUGCCCAUGUGACCCCCACAUCUGUUUCCCCAUCUCUUCCAUGCCCAAAAGAAACUCCUCUACCAGAAAAUAAUGUCACAUCGCCCAAUGAUCAAUAUGUGCCAUCUCAACAAGAACGUGUCGAGCCAGUUCUUGACGCCUCUCUAUCUCCUCCUGUUCUCGAAAUCUUGAAAGCGCUCACUCCUGAACUAACUAUAAACCCUCCACUUUUACUUUCAGAGCCAGAAAAUGAAGUAGAAACAAAAAUAGAGUUAACUGUCCCAAAAGUAGAACUAGGGGAGAGUUUGACAAUGAAACAGAAUCAUCUUGUGGAGGUUAAGCCUCUAACUCCCGGGAGUUGUGUAACUAGUUUAGAACGUGAUAAUGCAGAUACCUCAGAUACCUUCCUUGAGGAUACAAAGGUGAAAAAUGUAUGUGAUGAAAAGACUGAAUCUAAAACAGAAACUCAGGAAACACAUAAUUUUGAAGAAUCCAAGACAACAGAGAUAGACAUUGAAGUAUGUAUGCCAGAGCUGGAAGUUGAAAAACCAGUGACAAACCGAAGACAGCCAAAGAACAAAAGGGCAAAAACGCUGCCAAUAUUACGCACAACAAAACCUCCCCCAAAAGAUAAACCCGCAACACGAAAGAGUGAACGUAUUGAUAGAGAGAAACUGAAAAGGAGCUCAUCUUCCAGGGCGGAAGCCUCAAAAGGAGCAGUCGAAUGUAAAACCACUUCAAAGUCAUCAAUGAAUGCAACAGAAUCUGAACAAAACAUUGAGUCAACUUUGGUUCAUGGCAGAACACGGCGAAGGAACGUGAGAUCAGUAUAUGCCACUAUACAUGAAGGAGAACAGCCUGCUAAGGAGGCAGUUGAGCCAUCACGAACAAUGCGUAAACGUAUUACUGACAAAGAACCAAUACAGCAAGAUGUUCAAAUUCCAACUACCAAUCCUAGAAGAGGACGGCCACCUAAAAGAGGUGUCAAACCAAAAGUUGACAAUACAUUACUAGUAAAAGUGGAUCCGCAGAAAACGGAGGAUAGCGCUCAUGUUGGAGAGAACUCAACCACUCCGCAAGUUGUGAAAUCAUUUGAGGGAUGGCGUUCUCCCAGGACUCAGAAAGUCCAGCAAACACAAGUGACUUCAUCAACUCCAGUUAAUAAAAUAGUCGGUAGAUUUGAUAAACCGUCUGAGGGCACUACUGUAGAACAAACCACCAUGACAAAUGUUGAUGAAUCAGAGCUGAAACCAAAAGACUGUAAUCCAUUUGAAAAGUUACCAGAAAAAAUUGACACAACAUUGCAAACUCAUAAAAAGGAAAAAGGUGCUGCCCCUUUAUCUACUAAUGGGAAUAUUGAGAACACAAGUAUAACCCUCACAGAGAGCAAACACCCUGAAAAUAGUGUAAAAAUGAAAACACCAAGGUUGAAACGAAAUACCAAGCAAGCCAUUGAAGAUAAGUCCCACACCCUAAGAAAUCUUGAAAUCCGUGUAAGCGUUGAUGAUGUUAAAGGUUUACUUCGGUCUGAGAAUGAGGACUCUGAAUCAUUUGAAGCCAGCAUUAAGAAAACCAAGACAUUAGUAGAAAAGGAAGAAUCAAAAACUAUUUGCUUUCCAAAACAGUCAAAGGAGCCUGAUAUGCAAAACAAUGAAGACGCUGUAUCUGAAGCUGUGCUGCCAGCUUCCACGAUCCUGGCACAUCAAAUGGAACUGGAACAGGCUGUUGAAAAUAUUGCCAAACUUACAGUAGAGCAAACUCCACGGCCUUACAAGGAGACUGCUACUGCUCAACCCCCCACAUUACCUCCUGCAGUGUCGGAGCCACGAAGUGAGGUUGAAGAGGAAAAGCGAGCUAACCCUUCAAGUGAAACAGAACUUGCUGCUGCUAUUGAUUCCAUCACAGCUGAAGAAGCAUGUGCAGAUGCAGAUGCUUUCACUGCACCUCCGACUUUCACAGCCUUAAUCCCCACACCUGAUUCUUUGCUGUCUGCCUCUUCCAGUGAGAUGAUGGAACCUGAAACACACAUGGUUAUAAAUAAUAUUCUUGCUGCCGACUCAGAUGAUGGUCUUUCAAUGAGCAGUCCAAAGGGUCUAAUGGCAGAAUCUAAGAUUACUGCGGAUUCCCCAUGCCCAGUUACACCUAAGAAAAUUGGAAAGGUUAGAGCCAAAUCCCCGAGAAAGUCAAGAACUCGUAAAUGUGCCGUGAAUAAGAAAGAAAAAUCUGCUAAACAAAGAGUACAUCCAGAGCCCUCCCCUCUGAAACUACCUGAGUCAAUCCCGGAGGAUCCAGAAAUCAUAAAUUCCAAGGCAGCAGUUAUUACAACAGGGACGACCGUAGCAGGAUCUGUGGUCACGGCUGUUGCUACAUGUAGACGUGAUGUUGCAAGUGCUAUAUCAUUAGGCACACCCAAGGAGGCAGAACAACCAGAAGUUGAACAGCCAGUUCCUAAAGAAUCAGCUUUUCAUUCAAAUUCAAGCACCCUCUCUAAUUGCAAAAAGCAUUUGCAAGCAGCAGAACCAUCUUCCUCUAGUCUUACCCCUGCACCUGCCCGUUUACAACCUGUGACCCAGUCAGGUGUACCCUUAAUAAGACCUGCCAAAAUGGCAAUUUCGCCAAGCUGGCCUCAGAGAACUGAAGAAAGUAGAAUCUUUAUUGCCCCACCUUGCCACGUAACAGUGGCAACUUCUUCAGUAUCAGCUUCCACUUCACUUGGACACUCUUCAAUCAAUCCUCCAAUGCCUCCUGAUACAAAGGCUUCUGAUGUCAAUCCGAGUUCCAGUACCUUAAGAAAAAUUCUAAUGGAACCCAAAUAUGUGUCUGCAUCACACAGUAAUUCUAUACCCAGCACUACGGUGACAUCUACUCUGUCAGAUCCUUUACAGAUGUCAGAAAAUGAAAAUCCCUCUGUUGCAAUGGGUCCAAAGCAUGUGGAGGAAAGAUUCUCUUUACCCCCCCAGUCUAUGCAUCACAAACCUUCUCCACUGACUGAGUCCCAAAAGAAUUGUGCUGAGAACACCCAACAUACAGUCAUUUCCCCAGCUACCUCAGUGAUAAGUCGCAUUCCGAUACCUUACGAUACAGACGAAACUCCACGCAUUUCCCUUAGUAGCCGAAGCAUGUGUCAGUUUUUGCCCAAACAAAAAUUCAGAGCAAAUUCAAAUGAGAAUAAUCGGAACCGUGACCUGGAUAUGGUUAAAGAAGCAACUAGAGGACGAUCUGUUGUGGAGACAACCCGCUCACUUCCUGGCCUUAGAGUAAAUACAUCAGAAGGUGUUGUUGUUCUAAGUUAUUCAGGACAGAAGACCGAAGUACCCCACAGAAUGAGAGCCAAAAUAAGUCAAAUUCCUCAAGCCAAUGCUGGGGACAUUGAGUUUCAGCAAUCUGUGCCUAAAUCGCACACAAAGCAAGAUUCCGUUGUUGCAUCGUCCCAGACACCCAACAUAAAAUUGUCUCUAAGUCCAUCUGCUUAUGGGCACACCAGUGUUCUUUCUAGCAGCCAGUAUCACAACGCUCAACCUGUCAUUUCCUGCACCAAGCAGGACAGUCGAAGAUAUGACAAGCCUGAAGUUUCAUAUCAUACAACAUCGCCGGGCAGUGUGGUUAAAAUGUUUCCACAGCCCGUUUCUUCUCCUCAAGUCUUGGUGUACAACCAGGCUUUGAUACAAAAACAGCAUGGAAAUAGACUAGGAACAGAAACCCUUUCAAAAAGGCUAGAUGUUGGCAAAUCUGUCCAACAGUCUAACCUAAGCCCCAUCAAAAGCCCUCAUCAUUCCUCAUUUUCUGGAUCACGUAGUAACUCCAGCCCUGCCACACCAACUGAUCGCGCAGCUCUACAUUUGAAACAAGAUCCCCAGUCCCCACAAACUGUUCACUCCCCCUCACCUUUUGGCAAACCCUGUACUCCUGGCAGUUCACCGGGAACCUCGGUCGUCAUGGGUCAUGGCAUGUCAAUACCUGCUUAUAGUGCCACUGUACAACAUCCGCACUCAGAACAGUCUUCUGUCAUAAUGCAACCUCAAAGUGUCACCCAGUGUGUGACCAACGAAGCCAGGAUGAAUGCGACGCCUAUGUCUGCUAUAAAUUAUGGAAGACGAAGUAAUUCUCUCUCUUCUCCUCUGCAACACUCGGGCAUCUCUCAGUCUGUUGUCAUCAGGCAGUCUCAUUCAGCUUCCCAAGGGUCAUUGUCAAGUGGUGGUGUAAAUGAGGAAGACUCCAGACCGUUUAACCAAGACCUUAGCAGACCCUCAGUACCACAGCUUCAAUCAGAUGGCGUAAUGCUUCACAGUGAUCGCAGGGGCCACCAUCAAAGCUUAUGUAUGGACCAGUAUAGAGACAUGCACCAGCGCAUCAUCACACAUCAGCAACUCGGAGAGCAGGCCGGUGUUGAAACAAGACACGCUUCAGAUCCUGGGACAACGUCAUCAAGCAACAUUACGGGCCCUUCUCAGGGUCUUGUAGUGAGGAAAAGCAGUGAAAUUUCAAGAAAAGAAGCCCACAAACCACUGGAAGGACAGCUGAUCCAUUCGCCUACCAAUGAAAGUAGAAUCAGGGCAGUCCACACAUCAAGUCCUGUAAUGGUGUCUCCUCACCCUCACGGCAUCCAGCUGGUGCAUCAUGGGAGUGCUGCCUCAUUUCCCGUGUAUCAUGACACACGGGGCUUCCCUCCGCAGUUAACUGGACAUUCUUCAUCAGUACACAGCCUGGUAAACCAAAGCUGCACAUCUUCACAGAUUCCUCUGGAUCAUGAACUGGGUCAUAGGCGGAAAAUGUCCCAGUCGUUUGUGGGAGUUGGCGACGUCAAGCCCGAGAGUCCCCACCUCCGCCGUUCUACCUCUUCUGACAUCCCUCACAUGUCCCGUAUACCACGGGAGGGAGUGUCGCCCUCCUACCAGUCUCCUAUGAAGACUCCCAUAGGCCUGAAUCACAAACCGGAGCUAUCGCCACAGAAAAGCCCUCCAGGUUUCUUGACAACACCACUGCCUGUGGUGCCCACAUCGAGUUCACUUCAGCCGCGGCCUGAUGCCAAGACGGAACGUUCCGGGCAUCGCUCCAUUGACAUGGUCCAGCUUUUGACGACGUACCCCAUCAUGUGGCAGGGUCUCUUGGCACUGAAGAACGACCAGGCUGCCGUCCAGUUGCAUUUUGUCUCUGGCAACACUCUACUGGCUCAACGCUCACUGCCGCCUCCAGAGGGAGGUUCUCUUCUUCGCAUUGUCCAGAGGAUGAGGCUGGAAGCCUCUCAACUGGACAGUGUGGCGCGUCGACUGACGGUGGACAACGACUACUGUCUGCUGCUGGCUUUGCCGUGUGGACGAGACCAGGAUGAUGUCCUCAGUCAAACGCAGGCCCUGAAAAGCGGCUUCAUCACCUAUCUGCAAGCCAAACAGGCAGCUGGCAUCAUCAAUGUGCCCAAUCCUGGAUCCAAUCAGCCGGCCUACGUGGUGCAGAUCUUCCCACCGUGCGACUUCUCCGAGAUCCACCUGUCCCGCCUGGCCCCAGACCUUCUCAACAGCAUCUCCAGUAUUUCACCUCAUCUCAUGAUCGUCAUCGCCUCCGUUUGAUUACCUCUUUUUUUUCUCUCUCUUCUCUCUCUCUCUGCGUUUUCCACAACACCAGCCGUCUUGGACUUGUCCACUUUUGUAAAACUGGAAUUGCCUCAUAUUUUCUAUGACUUUUUUGAAAACUCUCAACUAAGCAUUUAAAUCCGUUCUGGUGUGUUGGGUCACUUCACCAAGUCCUUAAUUCACCAGAUGGUGUUGAGGUCCACGUGCAGCGCAGGACUUGACGAGGCCGUCUCUGCUCCGAAACGUCGCUAUUUCUUCUUGUGCAAAGCGUUUUUUUUUUUCCUUUUUCCUCCUUCUUAGAAGUGUUUUUGUUUUUUUAUAGAGAGGUAAGAGGAGUCAUUGCACUAUGUAAAAGAAAAAUAAUGUGAAGUGUGUACAGAUUUGAGUGUCACGUUAUGGUAGGAGGAAAGAUGAAAAAUCAUUUCAGCUCACUUAGUCAGCUGUUUUUUUGUUUUUUUUUGUUUUUUU
Messenger RNA from Nerophis lumbriciformis (worm pipefish), 11316 nucleotides. It is a transcript of the gene spen, whose product is annotated as spen family transcriptional repressor. The record is from RefSeq and is a predicted model, not a curated record. Gene Ontology annotation, molecular function: RNA binding. Lineage: Eukaryota; Metazoa; Chordata; Actinopteri; Syngnathiformes; Syngnathidae.